Molecule: messenger RNA, 2035 nt
Organism: Drosophila ficusphila
Lineage: Eukaryota; Metazoa; Arthropoda; Insecta; Diptera; Drosophilidae
Product: stabilizer of axonemal microtubules 1
Exons: 3
Coding region: 231-1706 (491 amino acids)
Biological process (GO): microtubule anchoring
Cellular component (GO): axonemal microtubule; cytoskeleton; ciliary basal body
Molecular function (GO): microtubule binding
Source: RefSeq, a predicted model, not a curated record
AAAAAAUCUUUACCUAUAUAGAACACAUCGGGGAACUUUUCGUCGUCCAGUGUCUGUGCUAAAUUAUUCUUUAUUCGUUUUGGAAGUGUUACGUCCACUCGAUCGGUUGACUCUCAGCUCCGAGCAAACAAAAUUAUUUCCUUUGACAUUUGCCCAGUUUUCGUUGGCUCCCCGACAAUUUCGGUUUACUCGGCUAUCAGUUUCUUGAAGUUAUUGUCCUGUUCUCAGUCAUGUCCGGAGAUUGCUGUCCCACUGCCUGCGAUCCCUGCCAGGCGCCCACGGACUUCUCGCCCUGUCCGCCGAACUCGACAUGUCCGCCGUGCGAUUGCGGCGAUUAUGCGGGAUGCUGCUACCAGCAGCCUCCUCGCACGUUGCCCAUUCUGCCCAAGUCGCACUUCAUGCGAUCCACGGCGCCGCUGGACACGGAUACCAUCUACCGGCGAUCGUUCUACGCCAAUUGUGGCGACAACAUAAGGGCCCGGCCCGUGAUGCCAUGCUCCCAGAUUCGAGCAUCUACGGCGCCGCUGGAGAAGUGCACCAUUCAAAAGCUGUCGUACAUGCCGCCAUGUCCGGUGAAGCGGACGCCACCCAUCAUUCCCGCUGAGAGUGGUCUGCGCUUCGAGGGACCCAUCUACGCGAUGACCUCCCAGAAGCACGACUAUGUGCCCAAGGGGAUCGUCAAGCGGGAUCCCAUUGUGCCGCGGGUGGCCAUUUGCACGUCGAACGCCCCGAUGGAGCGCUGCACCAUCCAGAAGCUGAGCUACAUGCCCAUCGACGUGUGCCAGAAUCCGCCGCCCAAGGCCAUGGUGCAGGGCUCCCACUACUGCAAGCCGGCAGGGCCCAUGGAACGAUGCACCGUACAGAAGCUGUCCUACAUGCCGGUCUGCCUGCCGGCCAAGGAGCCCACUCCCUGGGCGGACAAGAUCCGCUGUGUGCCGCCGAGGUACUCGAAUGUCUGCACCACCUACAACCUGAGCUACAUGCCCAACUGCAAUGAGGCACGCACCGCUCCGGUGAUGCCACAUACCACUUUGCGCUUCUGCGGCAACGAUUCCGGAUCGGGAGGCACUGUCUACAAGCUCAGCUACAUGCCUGUGGACGCAUCCCGCACCAAGCCAGCUCCUGUCCUGCCCAGGGACACUUUCUGCAGGCCAACUGGUCCGCUUGAGAGGUGCACUAUUCAAAAGCUCUCCUAUCAACCGAAUUGCACCGAACGUACUCCUCCGAUUCGUCCGAUGGAGAAUGGACUGCGUUUCGAUGGGCCCAUGUACGCGAUGACCACUCAGAAGCACGACUUUGUGGCCAAGCCGCAUGUGCGUCGGGCUCCGAUCAUGCCGCGAACAGCCUUCUGUCGCCCCACAGGAGCCAUGGAGCGCUGCACGGUGAACAAGCUGUCGUACAUGCCGGUUGAUGUCACCUGCUUCCCGCGGGCGGAGUCCGUUCGUCCGCGGCAGGGCUUCUGCCGGAACGAGGGACCCAUGGAGAAGUGCACCACGUACAAGCUCAGCUACUUGCCGAACUGUGUGCCGCCAAAGGAGCCGCUCCCAUGGGCCAGGUACACGUCCUACUGCCGGCCAACCGGUCCCAUUGAGAAGUGCACCAUCCAGAAACUUAGCUACGGACCUCCAGGUGCCUUCCAACGAUGUGGCGGUCCCUGUGGAGUUGGAGCUGGCGAUGGUCCCUUCCCUAAGGCCGGCAUUUGUUAAGCUGGAAAUAUAUUUUGAUUGCUUUCUAGGUGUGCUCUUUGGUUUCUGCUCACAAUCUCGUCCCGUGUUCCACGUUCAAUGUUGCACCAAAAUCGUCUAGUCCAAGUCUUAAAAUGAACGCGUUUCUUUCAUUGUAUGUUUUAAAGGAUCUGUCUCCGUUUACGCAGCUCCGCCCUCUGUUAAUUGCUCCUAGUCCUUAAUCCUAAUUGUCUACUAUUUGUAUAUACAGAAAAUUGAAAGUGCUUGAAUGCCCAAGAAUUACGGAAUAUUAUGAAAUUGUCAAAUUAAAGUAUGUUCACAGAAUGAUAUAAAAUUCAGUUAAUUUAAAA